UAGCGACCUUUCACUGAGAUUGAACCCUCCCAGCGGCAGCCCCAAGCGCCAUGGCCCGAGUCAUUCUAUGGAGCUCUCAUCGCUGCGCCUCUACGGCCGUCGAGCGCUCGAUUCGAGAGCUAGAGAAAGUCAAAGUCGUGCAUGAGCCGAACUGUAUGGCUUUCUUCGGCGAAGACGGUAGUCUUAGAAAUGUUGAGGAUCCAAUGUUUGAAGCAAAAAGAAACUAUAUCCUGUCCCAAAGCAAACUAAGCCGAAGUGAAAGAUAUGAGCACAUUUUCAUCAAAGAUUUGGCAUACUAUGUUAGGGGCAGUUUUGACGAGUUUAUUCGAGGAGAAUUUGCCAAUUUUACACAUACCUUCCUGAUUCGUGAUCCGACUGCUGUCGCACCGUCCAUACAAAGAGUGUGUAAAGCUCAGGAUGGCGAAGUACCAUUUUUCACCGACACUCUGGGUUUCGAAGAGAUGUACAAUAUGUACGAAACGGUGAAGAAUAAUAGCAACUCGAAACCUUUGAUAAUAGCAGCUGAAGACAUCUUCGAUGCUCCAAGGGAAACGAUGGAGAUGUACUGCAGAGAGACUGGCCUUCCGUUCUCAGAGAGCAUGCUGACUUGGGAGCCAAAGGUGUUCCCUGAAUGGAAGCAAUACCCCAACUAUGAGCUCUGGUUUGGAAGUGUCAUGACUAGUAGUGGAUUUCUGAAGCACACUGCUGGGAAGAUGGGGAAGUCAAGUGAGCCGCUGCUCCCCGAAUUGGAAGUUGCACUAAAGAAAGCAAUGCCGUACUAUGAGAAACUUAAUAGUUUACGAACUGUAUGAUUCAACUGGAAGUAUAACAAUUUUGUGCAAUAAUAGAGUAAUAUUUAUUUAGAAAGAUCACCAAGUGUAAAAAAGGUGUGGCUAUUACUAUGUGCAAGGUUGCAUUGUCUGCAACUGGUGGGUA
Molecule: messenger RNA, 936 nt
Organism: Geodia barretti
Lineage: Eukaryota; Metazoa; Porifera; Demospongiae; Tetractinellida; Geodiidae
Source: the annotation of a GenBank genome assembly